GAAAAUGUUCAUUCAGCUAAAGUGACAGAGGAAAUUGUGUUAUGGUCUAAAAUAUUCAUUGCAGUGACGUGAACUUUAAACAAUUUUGUCUUCAAAUUGAUAUUGUAUUUAAUCACAUUAUUUUGAAGGAUUUACUCUGUCGUAACGUAAAGGCUGGGUCAAACUCAGGUGUCUCAUUGGAUGAAAGCCUGGCACAAUCCACUAUAGCCGAAUACAACACUGCUGUUCAAGAGAGCCUUGAAUGAGAUUAGUUGCAGUUAGUUUGUGCGAUGGUGUGAGAGAAGGCGUUUACUUUUACGCUGUUACACCGACGUGCAUAGGACUGGGCUGGUAUCUGUGGACACAGGAAGAAAAGGAAACUAAAUAAUUGAAGAGGUGUAUUGAGGAGAAAAGGACUCCUGUGCUGACUGUUUUUUAUAUUCUAGGAGGAAUAAACAAAUAUUAUGUUAUACAGACGGUGAAAAAAAAACCUGAUAAAUAUUUUGAAAGGAUAGUUGAAAAUAAAUAAAGACAACAUGUUGCUGUUUAUAUGCGGCGUUGUACUUGUGUGUAUAGUACCUUCCGUCAUAUCUCAGGGAAAAUUUGUAUGUCCGGAGGGCGGCUUGGAUAGUCAAAGUUAUGAUGUCAAAGAAUUUGAUUUCCUGACAAAAUUCAACGUUCAAAAAUUGAAGAAAGAGAGCAGCUAUGGGCAAUAUGGAACCGCUUAUAGCAUAACGAAAAAGCAAAUCCUUAAAGACGAAAGGAAUUGGAAUCUUUUUGCCGAUGAACUUCCUAGAAAUUUCGUUUUUGUAACAAUUUACCAAAACAAUCAGCGCAGACAAGUAUGGAGUUUAUUUAACAUCAGUGAUAGUCAAGGAAAGUCCCAUUUAGCUUUACUUUUAAAUGGACGUGCAAACGAGCUCUCAUUGGUGUACAAAAAUCAGGACAGGGAAGAAAAAAGUGUUACAUUUGAUAAAAAAGUAACCAAACAGGCACUAAUGACUAAAUCAACUUGGCACAAGCUUUAUCUGAGUCUGGUCCGAACAGAGCGUCUUAACAAUGAAGGAUUCAUGGAGAGCGUAGAUGUCGCCACCAUUAAUGUAGAUUGUAAAUGGACAGACAAACAAACGCUUAAUCGGACGAGGGAGGAAUACGUCGAUCCAAGUGGAUAUACGUCAAUAGCAAGAGAAAUUAAUGGAAAAUCGCAUAGAAUGAAGAUAUCGUGGAUGUUGUUCCAUUGUAAUCCAAAUAUGAAAAGAAACUGCGACGAAAUCAAACAGGAAAACCCAGUCAAAGACAAACAGGUUACAAGUCGCCGACGUGGGGACCAGCCUGAUGAAAGUGCAUGCUCCUCAGUAACGUGUCCAGCUGGACCAGCUGGACCUAAAGGAGAAUUUGGACCCGCGGGCCCGCAAGGACCAGAAGGGACUCCUGGAAUACCCGGAGUUGAUGGACAAGCCGGUGUACCCGGUAAACCUGGAGCUCCUGGAAAAAGCGGGAGAGAUGGGACACCAGGUCAGCCUGGACAACCAGGAUUGCCAGGGGCGCCCGGAGAAAGGGGUUUCCAAGGUGAGGAUGGGUUACCAGGUAUUGAUGGAGUUCCAGGAAAAAGGGGUCUUCCAGGAGAGCCUGGUAUUCCAGGAGAAGAAGGAGUUCCAGGAAAGAGGGGAACGAGAGGAGAAGCUGGUAGACCAGGGGAACGUGGAGAGCCCGGCAUACCUGGGGAAAGUGUUAUGGGACCUCCCGGGCCACGCGGUCCCGUUGGUGAACCAGGAACAUCAGGAUAUGACGGCAAUCCUGGACAAAAUGGUCAAGAUGGAAUUCCUGGCGAAAAGGGUGAGAGGGGAGAUCCUGGUCAAAGGGGAGACAGAGGUCUUCCUGGCACUCCGGGUCGUGAUGGUAGUCAAGGUAUUCAAGGUAUUCAGGGACCUCCUGGUCCACCUGGACCACAGGCUGUCGUCUCUAACGAAAUUCAAGAAGAAGUUCAGCAAAUUCCUGGACCACAAGGUCCACAAGGCGCUCAGGGAUUACAAGGUCCUCCAGGAGUAUCCGGAGAACCAGGUAUUCCAGGAGAGCCGGGCCAGCCAGGAGAACGGGGACUGACGGGAGAAAGAGGAACUCCAGGGAGAGAUGGCGCUGAUGGAAUACCGGGCCGACCAGGAGAAAGGGGUCCUGAGGGACAAGCUGGAAUUAAAGGAGAACGUGGUGAUCAAGGCGCAAUGGGGUUGCAAGGACUUCCGGGUGCUGACGGUGCCCCCGGCAUACACGGGGAGAAUGGGGAGAAAGGAGAACGAGGAGAAAGGGGUCUACCGGGACCCCCAGGGGAGAUUCAAACGCUGAGGGAUUUGGAAGCUUCGGUACUUGAAGAAUACAAACAACAGUUCCGAGGGCCAGCCGGAGCACCUGGACCACGUGGUGAACAAGGUACACGCGGAGAAUCGGGACAACCAGGUUUAGCCGGGCCACCAGGAGCGGACGGAAAAGCCGGAGAGCCGGGUCCUCCGGGAAGAGAUGGAAAUGACGGAGAGCCAGGUCCACCAGGAUUACCAGGAGAAGAAGGAAGACCAGGGGCUGAAGGUCCAAGAGGCCAACCGGGGACUCGAGGCGAUAACGGAUCACCAGGGCUACCUGGAGCACAAGGACCGAGAGGUCCAGUUGGCGAGAAGGGAGAAUCAGGGUCCCGUGGAGCUCCCGGGCUUGAUGGACGAACGGGACCAUCCGGCCAACCUGGACCACCGGGCCCUAUGGGCAUGAUAGGACAACCCGGUCCUCCUGGACCUCCGGGCCCAGCAGGACCAGCUGGAGAAAAAGGAUCCGGAUUGGAAUUUGGUACAUAUGAUAUACUAGCGUCAAAUGGACAGGAAAUGCGCGGUCCACCUGGACUGCCGGUAAGUGUCCAGUGUAAAGAGGGACCUCCUGGACAACCGGGACCAUCGGGGGCUACAGGAAGCGCAGGAUUGUCGGGUCCGAGAGGUCCAUCUGGAGAGCGCGGGCCACAAGGUAGUUCAGGUGCCCCUGGAACACCAGGACUUCCAGGGCCGACGGGACCACCUGGUCCUACGGGAGAAAGAGGACAGCCGGGAUCACCUGGUAUGCCUGGACUCCCGGGCAGGAGCGUAUCCGACGAAGAAGUCAGACAAAUCUGUUUCCAGAUAUUACGUGAGCAACUCGAAGACUUAGUCGCAGAUUUACGUGGGCCAGCAGGUCCACCAGGUGUUGGAAAACCAGGAAAAUCUGGACCGCCCGGACCAACGGGUCUGCCAGGUGAUCGUGGAGAGCCAGGUCAGCCAGGAGAAAGAGGUUUCAUGGGACUUCCAGGUCUGCCAGGAACACAGGGUCCUGUAGGACCACCGGGAGAGCCCGGAAUGAAAGGAGAUAGGGGAUUCCGAGGAAGAGGAAAAGACGGUAUAAUGGGACCACGCGGAAUGCCAGGACAACCUGGACCCACUGGAGUCGGUCAGGAAGGUAGACCAGGAGAGAGAGGUCCCCCAGGAUUACCUGGAACUCACGGCCCACGGGGUCCGCCUGGUAACCAAGGAGCCCCGGGAUAUUGCGAAUACUGUAAUUUUGCCCCAGCAGGAGGGCCACAAAUAGUUCGACUACCAGGAAGUAAUGUCAAGGGGCCUUAAAUAUCACAUACCAUGAAGAUAUUAUUUUAUCAAACCAAAUCAAAAAGACUUGUGAUAAUUCUGAUUGCUUAUUUGUUUCAUCUUUUCAUUUCUGUUUCAUGUAGUUUACAGCAUUAGUCCAUUCGUUCUCGCUAGUCCCCGCUUUAUUCCCUAAUAGUGUACACCUGCAGCAUGCUGACCCGGCAAAAUUUAUAUUCAUUCUUGCCUUUAAUACGGUGAAUUCUUCAUUUUGAUACUUGGUGUAAAUAGUAAUUGUCCGGACUUCUGGAAACAGUACAUAUAAAUGUUUGGUACUUUCCGCUGUUAGAUGUUUAAGAGUGAUUAAAACAAUUGAAAACGCUUUUGACUCGAAAAAAUUAGUCCGCGUUUUUUAAUAAAAAUUAUUUUUGAACGAAUCUUGAAUUGUAUAUACUGUUAUCACUACGUGUUUAUGUAUGUGUAAACGGGCCAGUAUGUUGUAAAAUAGUUCUUCGACUUUAAUGUAUUAAUUUGACCAGUAAAAUCUUUCGUACCUGUAGCAUGCUUAGGCUUCAUAAAGUCCCAUUUAUUAUAUUUCUGUUUCACUGUAGUUAUGUGUUAACGUUUAGAAUGUAUAACAUUUAUAUACCUGAUUUAGAUGCACUGCAUGUGACCAGUAAUCAUUAUCAUGCCAGUAUUUGUUAUUGUGUGAUUGGUUUUAUUAUUAUUUUCAAUCCUUUUUCAUUCAUUUUAUUGUUUUUAUCUGUUUAGAACAAAAUGUUGGACAUUUUAAAAUGAAAAUACCUCUAUUAGUCUAUUAACAUUUGAUCACCGCUGUAUCUGAAUCGCAUUUGCUAGCUAUUUUUGUGAUCAUCUGAAACGAGAAAAGGAUCUUCAUUCAUAUUGGGCAAUACCAUUUGUUAUUUGAAGGGGUGUUCACUGAAAAUUUACUGACUGAAUAGCGAACAGUGCAGACCAUGAUCAGACUGCACUGGUCGCAAAGGCAAAAUCACUUGCCGCCAGCAGGCUAAGGGUUGAUAUUAAAUUUAUUUUAUUAUUUUACGUAAUUUAGACAUUUUUCAAGACACACAUGUUUCGAUUGUUUGCUUAUACUUUUAUAGCACGCUUGCAUGUAAUAUUUUAGGUACAUGCUAACAUAGCAACAAAGAUCGUAGGUAUGUGUACGCAGCGGACACAUUACGACACAAAGCAUGUAUAUAUUGUUCAGAUAUUUUUCGAAGUAGCGCAUGUAUAUUUGAUUUGUGCAUGGCCGUUUCGCCAGCUCGUGGGCAAUGCUCUUUAGUAAAAUUAUAACGCCAACAGUAUCAUCACAAGAUCUCGGUUUUCUGCCACUAAUUCUGACUGAGCAGUUAUGUAAGAUCUGUAACGAAUAUGUACUAGAAAGUAAAGAUUUACAAACAUUUUAAUCACAGUGAAAGUUAGUUUGGGAAUUUCAUAGAAAAAUAACAUGAAUACUAAUUCAACACAGAGUUAAUGAAGGACGAAUAAGUUCAUUGUAGACAAAUAACAAAAGACUUUAUCAAUAUCUAAAUAAAGUAAUAAAAAUAUUUUUGAUAAAGAGUCCAUUAAGCACGAAGAUGUUUUAUACUAGUUAAUAACUAUGGGAAAAGUUUAUCUUGUUAAAAUUAGGAAGACCCUUAUCACAGAUUGAAAAUCUGCACGUGUAAUAACACUAAAAUUGUCUGAACGAUAGUUUACUUACUUGUACAUUUCGAUAUGACGAUCUUGUACGAAAUUGCUCUCUCAGAUAAAUUGCAGGCAACGCAUACGGAGAUGCGAUAUUUAUUAGGACCCUAUGGGCAUCACUUCAGGUUUAGUAAUUGCACAUUCGCUCAUUUUGCAUCACAUUUUUCUCACAUUAAACAUAAUAUUGCGCAUUUUACUUAUGUCUUUGUCUGUAUUUAAGUACAUGUCUUUUUUACAAUUAUUGGCAUACAAGUUAAAAUGGCAUUUCUUUAAUUGAGAUUUCAAAGUACCAGCAUAAGAUUUUUCGACGUUUAUAAUCCUGUCAUUAAAACAAUGUACACGUGCGUAAUAAUGCGUUUAAAUCCUUUAGUGAAAACAAAAGCCAUUAUUUUGUACGAAUGAAUUAUUCUAAUGGCAUCAUUAUAAACGUUGAGUACUAUUUUAAUGAAAAUGUUUUUAUGUUACAAGAAAUACAGACGGUAAACAACUUUUUUUUAUAAUUCAUACUUAAAUUUAAUACAUCGUAUGAAAUGCAUUUUACACAUAGGUCAAUUUGUCGCAUGCAUUAAGAGUAGAGCUAAAUAAUAUGUAUAUAUACGUGCCAUACGUAAUGUUUUAUAUUAAAACAUGAUUUUUACUUUUUAUUACUCUAUUUUUCAGCACUUUUUAUGCCAGUAAAUUCAUAUUUUAUCAUGUUAAAGAUAAGUGUGAGUUUGUUGAUCUGACGAUGUUGUUUUAUACAUUUUAAUACCGAAAUUUUGUGUUUCUGUACUAACCAGAGUCUCCAUUGUUUUAAUGUCAUGACAACAUUUCGUAUAGUUUAUGAUAUUAUCAUAGUAUAUAUUGUGGUAAUACAGUAUUUAAUACACUCUGUAGUUCAUUGUUUUCGCAUAUAUCCGCGUAUAAAUAUUCCCUGGUAAGCUGAACAUUGUUGGGUCUUUUUUCAAAUUAUAGGCUGACUAGGGACAACAUGUUACUGGUAGCAUAUUUAUUCAUGCAAACACAUCAAGUAAUAUAAUUGACAUUCACCAUAAAUAGAGACUAUUUUCAGCUUAUCUUGACAGUUUCAUACAGGUACCAUCUUGUUUAAGAAUUAAUUUUGAUAAUUUUGUUCACAAAACAUGUACGAAUAUCAGGGUAAAACAACAUUUGUGUAGAUAUCUUAUGUCUAUAAAAUUACAGCUAUAAGAAAAUUUGCAUAAAAAUUAUUUGAGAUAUAAAGGUAAAAUUGUUAUGUUUGGAUAUUCCUCUUCACUUUUUAUUUCAAUCAAAAUUAAGUUAUUUAUCUACAUUUAUUUAAUUUGAAUAUGGAUCAAUAUUACUCUAAGUUUUGACUCAAAAGUCAUGAAAAAAAUAGAACUACUGCUUGCUAAAAUGAACUUUUUACAGUUAUGUCUGUACCUUUGUCGUAUUCAAAUAAAUUGUUUUGUCUGAAUCUCAAAUAAAAGCUUUUUUAAACUU
This is a messenger RNA of Mercenaria mercenaria, 6734 nucleotides long. RefSeq names its product collagen alpha-3(IX) chain-like. The coding region runs from base 516 to 3608 and encodes 1030 amino acids. The transcript has 42 exons. The record is from RefSeq and is a predicted model, not a curated record. NCBI's taxonomy places the organism in Eukaryota, Metazoa, Mollusca, Bivalvia, Venerida, Veneridae.